CAUAUAGCUCUAUUUUGGAUAAAGUAUUCUGUAUCUUCUGUAUUAUGUUUGGAAGUCAUCAAGCAAGCAUGCAAUGGACUCAUAAAGGUACAGAUAGCUGGAAUAAUUUAGUCCGGCAUAUGGAGAGACAUGAAACAUCCCCUGUUCAUGCAGAUUGUGAAUAUGCACAUAUGGCAUGGAUUUCUCGGGGGCGUAUUGAUGACCACAUUUUAUUCAACCGAGAGGAAAUUAUAACCCAAAAUCGUUAUAUUAUCCAUAAUAUAAUUGAUGCUAUUGUGUAUUUAAUACGGGGCAAUAUUGCUUUUUGGGAAGCAAUUCUCAUGAUGGCAUUACAUCUUCCACUAGAAUACCUGAUUGGGCAAAGUAUGGAUGGUGCUAGUAAUAUGAGAGGUGUUAAUAAGGGAGUACAGGCUUUAAUAUUUAAAGAAGCUCCUAAAGCUAUUUAUGUCUGGUGCCAUGCUCAUAGGCUUAAUUUAAUUGUUAUUCGUAUAUGUGGAUAUGGGAAUGAAAUUAAAAAAACUAUGGGAAUUUUAGAUGAAUUAUAUAAUUUUAUGAAUGGAGUUAAACGCCAGGGUGUUUUUACCAAAUUUCAAAUGCAAAAAAAUAAAAAUUCUCUCAAAAGAAUAAAAAACACAACAAGAAAUUGGGCAUCAUCUUUCAAAGCAUUACAAAAUUUUUUAGAUGUUUAUGAAUAUAUAAUAGCCUCCUUGACAGAGUUAAGCAAUUCCGAUGACGCAAUCACAUUUUCAAUUUCUGAGGGAUUGCUAUCUAGAAUAAAACGAUAUGAUUUUAUUUUAGGAUUAUUUAUUUUAAGAAUAAUCUUAAAAUGUACACAUGAAACUUGCAUUGAAAUGCAGGCAAUUGGAAAUGAUUUAGCAAUGAUGAUUAAAUUGAUCCAACAUACAAAAAAUAAAUUCCAAAGAUUAAGGGCAAAUGGUGAUAAUAUAUUAACAUCAUUACAUACCGAUGUUAAAUCAUUUAUGGAUAAGAAUAAUGUUACAACCGAUAUUUAUAAUAUUAAGUCAAUAUUUAAAUUGGAUCAAAAAGAGUUUGAUAAUUAUAUUGAACAACAAAAAGAAAAAUAUAAAAAUGAAAAUUUUUACCCAGUGAUUAAUAUGAUCAUUGAACAAUUAAAUGAAAGAUUUAAUUAUGAAUCAUUAAACUUUUUAAAUCAGAUUUCUAUUUUUACUCCUGCGGGAUUAGCAGAUAAUGAGAAUAUAGAAAUUUCCCAGAUAUCUGAAAUUGUGUUUAUAUAA
Molecule: messenger RNA, 1256 nt
Organism: Gordionus sp. m RMFG-2023
Lineage: Eukaryota; Metazoa; Nematomorpha; Gordioida; Chordodea; Parachordodidae
Product: zinc finger MYM-type protein 1-like
Exons: 5
Coding region: 45-1256 (403 amino acids)
Source: RefSeq, a predicted model, not a curated record